Messenger RNA from Spirodela intermedia, 339 nucleotides. The record is from the annotation of a GenBank genome assembly. NCBI's taxonomy places the organism in Eukaryota, Viridiplantae, Streptophyta, Magnoliopsida, Alismatales, Araceae.
AUGAAUUUCCGGAGUCUGGAUGAAUUCUGGGCCUUCUACGUGGGUCAGCACUCCAAGGCGGCCACCCGCCGGUUGCACUUCCUUGGCACCCUCGUUGCCCUCCUCUGCCUGCUCUGCUCGCCGCUUGUCAGCCGCUGGCUGCUCCUGGUCGGCCCCAUCAUCGGCUACGCCCUCGCCUGGUACAGCCACUUCUUCGUGGAGGGCAACACCCCCGCCACAUUCGGCCAUCCGCUCUGGUCCUUUCUCUGCGACCUCCGGAUGUUUGGCCUCAUGCUCACCGGCCGGAUGGAGAAGGAGAUCAAGCGUCUUGGCAAGCGCCCCGUCCUCCAGGCCUUCUGA